AUGGGACUGAAAAUGGAUAGCGAUUUUGUUGCCGCCGCGGCUCCAGUACUCAGCACCAUAGUAGGACCUCAAAAGCCGGAAUUACACGACAUAGAGGGUCGUAGGAGAAUCUUCCCUUUUAGCAAUACAGUGUCAAUUGAAGAGGACACUAAAGGCUUAAUGUUGGAAAAACAUAUCAUUCCAGUGUCGGAUGGUUAUCAGCUUUUGAUAUACCACUACAAGAAAGAGGUCACUGUUGAUCAAGCAUCUCCUGCGCCAGCAAUCGUUCACUUCCAUGGAGGUGGUCUUAUCACAUCGAAUGCGGCAAAUUCUAUCCCCAUGAUGUCUAAAUAUGUCCUCGCCACUGGGGUACAGGUGUUCUCUGUUGAUUAUCGGCUUGCGCCAGAACACCCAUAUCCGACACCUCUCGAGGAUUGCUGGUCCGGCUUAAAAUGGGUUUUGUCAAAGGCAGCCGACUUUUGCCUCGACAGCGCCUCUAUUGCCGUUAUGGGUGAAAGUGCUGGUGGUAAUCUUGCAGCCGCAGUGACGCUGUUGGCGCGAGACCGAGGAUUGGCUCCGCCACUAGCAAAGCAAAUCUUAAUCUACCCUAUGUUAGAUGACCGGAAUUCAUCUAAGAGCAUUGGACCCGUGUGUAUUUGGGACGAAGUCGACAACGUCACGGGUUGGACAGCAUAUCUAGGGCAUAAACCUGGGCGAUCUGGAGUGCCAAUGUUCGCAGCACCCGCUCGUGCGGAAAGUGUUGAGGGUUUACCUCCCCUUUACCUAGAUGUCGGACAGCUUGAUCUGUACAUGCUCGAGGAUCUGGAAUAUGCUACAAAAUUUGUGCAGGCUGGCAUCGAAACGGAACUACAUGUCUAUCCAGGUUUACCACACGCCUUUGACUCGCUCAUGCCUGGCCAUCCUACGACCAAAAUGGCGAUGGAAAACAGAUGUAGAGCAGUUCGAAGACUAAUCCCCGAUUCUUAUGUCAAUAGCGGGUCUAUUAACUCCUGA
Messenger RNA from Bipolaris zeicola 26-R-13, 993 nucleotides. RefSeq lists its product as uncharacterized. Gene Ontology annotation, molecular function: hydrolase activity. The transcript has a single exon. Lineage: Eukaryota; Fungi; Ascomycota; Dothideomycetes; Pleosporales; Pleosporaceae. Bases 1 to 993 code for a protein of 330 amino acids. The record is from RefSeq and is a predicted model, not a curated record.